Messenger RNA from Miscanthus lutarioriparius, 2070 nucleotides. The record is from the annotation of a GenBank genome assembly. Lineage: Eukaryota; Viridiplantae; Streptophyta; Magnoliopsida; Poales; Poaceae.
AUGGCCUCGGCUGCAAAGAGCAGCAGCAGCGCGCAGCUCCUCCUCCCCUUCCUCCUCAUUUCCACUUCCUUUCUCCUACCCUUAUCCUUAGAUGCUCAGAAAACUAACAAUAGUUCUGUACAAGUAGACUCAUCACCACCCCCGCAAUUCUCCUUCAGCUUCGACUUCUCCAAUGGAUCCAGCUACGCAAGAAGCGACAUCCGGCUCGAGGGCAACGCGACGGUGCAGGGAGAUAAGGUUGAUCUCACCUGCGACAACUCGGCCGGGAGCGGGAGCAUGAGCAACUGCGUGGGUCGGAUGUCGUACAACCACCCGGUGCCGUUCUACGACGACGACAUGACCCUGGCGAGCUUCAGCACAAGCUUCACCUUCGCCAUCAAGCCCAACGACAUGACUAAGCAGGGGGACGGCAUGGCGUUCUUCCUCUCCGGUUACCCGUCAAGGAUGAUGCAGGAGUACUACAACGGGGCGAACCUCGGCCUCCUCGGCGAGGCCUUCGUCGCCGUCGAGUUCGACACGUUCAAAAACUAUUUGGAUCCCAGCGACUACCAUAUGGGCAUCGACAUCAACUCCCGUGUCUCCACCAACACGACGGUCCUGGCAGCCCUGGAAGGCACCAUGACAGCGACGAUCCGAUUUGACAACAUCACCAGGAUGCUGGUGGCGUCCCUCCGGUUCCAUGACAAUGCCUCUAUGGAACCCGCUGUGGUCAGUUAUGUGUUGCAAGAUCCAAGGGCGUUGCUUCCGCGGGAAGUGGCAGUGGGGUUUUCGGCGGCCACCGGCAGAUAUACCGAGCUCCAUCAGAUACUCGCAUGGUCCUUCAACUCCACUCUCGCUGCUGCUGCUCCGACCCCACCGAAAGGAUGGCAAGCGGAUAAUUAUGGCAGACGACGCAAGAGCAUAGUUGUGGCCAUCGCCGUGGUUGCUCCUAUACUCGCAUUGUUUAUCUGUGGCAUUGUUUCCAUCAAAUUCAUCAAAAGGCUCAAAAAAGGUAAAGGUUCACAAGACAAGGGCGAGGUGAAUGAAAAAGAUGAAGCACUAGUUUGGGUGGCAGGACGGAAUUCUGAGUUCACGGUUUAUGACUUUUUGCAUGUCUUGGAGGCUACAAAUAGCUUCUCAGAAGAAAAUAAACUUGGGCAAGGAGGAUUUGGUCCAGUAUAUAAGGGCCGAUUUCAAGAUGGAUUGGAGAUAGCCGUUAAGAGACUAGCUUCACAUUCAGGGCAAGGGUUCAGAGAGUUCAAAAAUGAAAUCGAGCUCAUAGCCAAGCUCCAGCACACAAAUCUGGUUAGGCUCUUGGGAUUUUGUUCUCAGGGAGACGAGAGAUUACUAAUCUAUGAGUAUAUGCCAAAUAAGAGCUUGGACUUCUACAUUUUUGAUGAAAUACAAAGAGUUUUACUAGAUUGGAAAAAACGCUUAGCCAUAAUAGAAGGGAUAGCGCAAGGACUUCUAUACCUACAUAAGCACUCUCGGUUACGAGUCAUCCAUAGAGAUCUUAAAGCAAGUAACAUACUCCUUGACAGUGAAAUGAAUCCUAGAAUUUCAGAUUUUGGGCUCGCAAAAAUAUUUACCUUAAAUGAUACUGAAGGAAACACAAAAAGGAUCGCUGGGACAUAUGGUUAUAUGGCUCCCGAGUAUGCUUCUGAGGGCCUCUUCUCUAUCAAAUCCGAUGUAUUUAGCUUCGGUGUAUUGACUCUUGAAAUCAUUAGCGGAAAAAGAACUUCAAGUUCCCAUCAAUACGGGGAGUUCAUCAACCUUCUUGGAUAUGCAUGGCAGUUGUGGAAAGACAGAUUAUGGCUUCAAUUGGUAGACACUUCAUUAGGUGCUGAGUGCCAUAUAUCACAGAUGAUGAGAUGUGUUAGUAUUGCGUUAUUAUGUGUGCAAGAGAAUGCAGUUGAUAGACCCACCAUGUCAGAAGUGGUAGCGAUGCUAUCUACUGAUAGUAUGGCCCUUCCUGAACCUAAGCACCCAGCAUAUUUCCAUGUAAGAGUGGGAGUUGAAGAAGCAUCGUCCUCUGUAGUUGAGUCAUCUGAUGUUAAUGAUGUUACAAUAUCUGCCCUACAUGGGAGGUAG